Geodia barretti is the source of this 951-nucleotide messenger RNA. Lineage: Eukaryota; Metazoa; Porifera; Demospongiae; Tetractinellida; Geodiidae. The record is from the annotation of a GenBank genome assembly.
AUGGCUGAAGAACUUUUUACCUUCACUGAAAAACCGGUUUCCAACUACCUGAUUGCCGGGUGGCGGCGGCAGUGGUCGAACGGCGGCCGCAUCUCCAGCGGCUUGCCACGCUAUCUCAUCGACAAAAAUUCUGGUCGUCAAAUCGGCCAGAUGACCGAUUAUGUCAAUCAGAUGUGCUAUCCGUUUCAGGUGGCGGGCACUCACGAUGCGUUCCGUCCAUCGGCAGCCUUCCACGAAGGACUGCCCAGCGCAUCCAUGACACGCCAAAACGCGUUCUACGAGAUUGGCAACGGCCUGCUGGUCUUCCUUGGCGAAGAGCCCUGGUAUCGCCUGGACAUCUACGCCGAGGCGUUCUUUGAGGCCAUCAAGGAACUGGGUAUCCAACAAACUGUGGCCGUGGAAGGCGUGAACGGACCCGCGCCGCCCGACCUGGAACGGCGCAUCACCUGCGUAUAUUCACAACCACAUAUGCGGGCGCAGCUGGAGCGACACGGCGUGCAAUUCUCCAGCUAUGGCAGUCGAGGUCGGCAAGGCCCCACCAUUGGCAUGGCGCUGGUGUCCGUGGCUCACUACGAAUAUCCCGACGUGCAAAUGUUCCGCAUGGGGGCGAUGGCCCCAAUGUAUCCAUUCAUGACGAGCAACAACAACCAGGUGGGUAUCACCCAGGACCAUCGGGCUUAUUACGAUAUCCUGCGCCGGCUUCGCUCGUUGUUCAAGAUUGAAAUGGACCUGUCUGAACUGGAGGAACUGGGCACGCGGGAAGGCCGGGAACUGUUGGAGAACCUGGAACGCCUGGGAACCACCAACAACGAAGCCAAACAGAUAAUCGACCAGGUUCGACUGGACUACCAGUAUACGCCCUACGUAGAACCGGUAGAAUUGGACCCGGCACUGGAUCAGGCGUUGGAGAACAUACUGCGAGAUAUCCCCGAAGCCGAGCAGGAACCGUAA